CCUGCGUUUCUCCCGCGACAAGUCGACAUGGCGAAAUCGAAGGGCGAGAAGCGUUCCAAGCGCGUCAAGCGCCCCUUCGACGAGGGCGACGACUUUAUUGCACUUGAGACCCCUGCGGAACUGCGACGCGCGAAGAAGCCGAAGCUGCAGAAGCGUGCAGAGGCCAGACUGCCGAAGGAGGAGGAACUGCCGAAGACGCUAUCAGACAACUCGCAGACGAAGAGGGUCACACUGCUUGAUGGUGACGGGUCGGACGAGGAGGACGGCGCAGCGUCCCUCAGGGUCAACGAGGAGUACGCCAGCCGCUUCGAACACAACAAGAAGCGCGAGGAGAAGCAGAGAUUGGAAGAGAAGUACGGCAAAUCGCUCCUGGACGGUGACGACGACUCUGAGGACUCCGAGGAAGGUGUAGACGAGGAUGAUGCCGGCGAGCUUGUAACCGAAGCCCUCGACCAGGACAUCUUUGCCACGCUCCAGGCCCUCCGCUCCAAAGAUCCCCGCAUCUACGAUUCGAACGUCCAGUUCUACCACGAGACAGGAGACAACGAUGCGACUGCCGCAAACGGCCCUGGGAAGGACGAGUCCAUGACUUUGAAGCAAUACCAUACCAAGAAUCUCCUCGAGGGCAAGUUCGCCACUGGAGAAGACGAGGAGGCACCGCCGAAAACAUACGCCCAAGAGCAGGAGGAGGUCAGGCGGAACCUCGUCAAGGAACUCCACGGAGCAGCAGGGUCGGAGGAUGAGGAGGAUGACUUCCUAGUCGCUAAGCCCAGGCCGGCUGUUUCCAAAAAAGAGCGCAUCAAUCUCACAACCGAAGAUGUAGAGAAUGCGGACAGGGACCCCGAGACAUUCUUGUCCAAUUUCAUGGCUACUCGCGCCUGGGUCCCAACUGGCGACUCUCAUUUCCAGCCUCUGGAAUCCGACGACGAAGACGAGGAGGCUGCUGCGGAAGAGUGGGAGAACACCUACAAUCUGUACUUCGAGGACACGACAGGUACCAACGAGAAGCUAGUCACGUAUGCACGUGAUGCGGUAGCCAAGACCACCGUCCGCCGCGACGAAGGGAGCAGUAGGCGCAAGGCCCGCGAAGCUGCAAGAGCAAAGCGUGAAGCAGAGAGGAAGCAGAGAGAGGAAGAGCUUGCACGGCUACGGAAGCUCAAGGUCGAAGAGAUGGAGGAUAAAGUGAAGAAGAUCCGUGAGAUUGGGGGUUUGAAAGGUCGAGAUUUCAACAUAGAGGAGUGGAAGGAUGUCCUUGAGGCGGAUUGGUCAGAUGACCAGUGGGAUCAAGAGAUGCGAAGACGGUUUGGUGAGGCAUACUAUGCCGAGGAUAACGCCAGCUCGGAAAGUGAUCGGGACGGAGACAUCACAGGCAAGAAAAAGAAGAAGCCGAAGAAGCCCAAGUUUGACGACGACAUUGAUAUCAAGGAUUUGAUUCCGGAUUUCGAAGACGAGGAGCAGGAACGACCAGCAUUCACUCUCUCAUCGGAUGAAGAGGAGGCCAAUACCGAAGCGGAGGACGGCUUUGAGCAAUCCAACAAGUCGUCCAAGCAGCGGAAGCAAGAACGUGCCGAGGCAAAAAGCGCCACCCGCCGCGACCGCCGACUCAUCGAACACCUCGUAGACGAUAGCCUGCAGUACGAAGCCGCCCUCGCGUCCUCCAAGUCCAAAGCAUCGGCUCGCUUCCGCUAUCGGGAGACCUCACCCACGGCUUUCGGUAUGACUCCUCGUGACAUCCUGCUUGCCAGUGACCAACAGCUCAAUGAGUUCGCCGGCCUCAAGAAGCUUGCUGCGUUCCGUGACCCGGCGAAGAAGAAGAAAGAUAAGAAGCAGUUGAGCAAGAAGGCGAGGCUGAGGCAGUGGCGGAUGGAGACCUUCGGCGACGCGGAAGGGCCAAAGGGAGGUUUCGAGCUGCUCUUUGAUGAUGACGCCGAUCCUGCGAAUGGGGCCACUAGAGCUAGCGCCCCGGAAGUUAGUGUCAACAUUCGGGAAGGCGAGGGUAAAAAGAAGAGGCGGAGUAGGAAAAAGAAGGCAGCUGCUGGCGAAGCAUAGUUGAUUGAUUCCGGGAGUAUUAAAUCAUCG
Messenger RNA from Trematosphaeria pertusa, 2079 nucleotides. RefSeq names its product Krr1-domain-containing protein. Gene Ontology annotation, cellular component: nucleolus; 90S preribosome. The coding region runs from base 28 to 2049 and encodes 673 amino acids. The transcript has 2 exons. The record is from RefSeq and is a predicted model, not a curated record. Gene Ontology annotation, biological process: endonucleolytic cleavage in ITS1 to separate SSU-rRNA from 5.8S rRNA and LSU-rRNA from tricistronic rRNA transcript (SSU-rRNA, 5.8S rRNA, LSU-rRNA). NCBI's taxonomy places the organism in Eukaryota, Fungi, Ascomycota, Dothideomycetes, Pleosporales, Trematosphaeriaceae.